Knipowitschia caucasica is the source of this 3006-nucleotide messenger RNA. Lineage: Eukaryota; Metazoa; Chordata; Actinopteri; Gobiiformes; Gobiidae. The record is from the annotation of a GenBank genome assembly.
AUGAUCCCAGACUUUGUCCGCCACAUCCGCAAAGAAUCAGAUCCGCAGAGCGGACCCGCGGCGGAUUCAAACCAGAUCCACAGAGUGACGCUCUCUAACCUCCGCAGAGAUACGCUCUCUAACCUCCGCAGAGAUACGCUCUCUAACCUCCGCAGAGAUACGCUCUCUAACCUCCGCAGAGAUACGCUCUCUAACCUCCUCAGAGAUACGCUCUCUAACCUCCGCAGAGAUACGCUCUCUAACCUCCGCAGAGAUACGCUCUCUAACCUCCGCAGAGAUACGCUCUCUAACCUCCGCAGAGAUACGCUCUCUAACCUCCACAGAGAUACGCUCUCUAACCUCCGCAGAGAUACGCUCUCUAACCUCCGCAGAGAUACGCUCUCUAACCUCCGCAGAGAUACGCUCUCUAACCUCCACAGAGAUACGCUCUCUAACCUCCGCAGAGAUACGCUCUCUAACCUCCGCAGAGAUACGCUCUCUAACCUCCACAGAGAUACGCUCUCUAACCUCCGCAGAGAUACGCUCUCUAACCUCCGCAGAGAUACGCUCUCUAACCUCCGCAGAGAUACGCUCUCUAACCUCCGCAGAGAUACGCUCUCUAACCUCCACAGAGAUACGCUCUCUAACCUCCGCAGAGAUACGCUCUCUAACCUCCGCAGAGAUACGCGUGUGAUCCGCGCUGCGGACGCGCUGCGGACGCGCUGCGGACGCGCCGCGCACAAACUGACACUCGGGGUUAACUGCAUUCUCCGAAAGUCCGCUGUGAGCGCCACGUGGAACCAUCUACUGCUGCAGAAGGAGAGCCAUAAUCUACAUCUACAGCUGCAGAAGGAGAGCCAUAAUCUACACCUACUGCUGCAGAAGGAGAGCCAUAAUCUACACCUACAGCUGCAGAAGGAGAGCCAUAAUCUACACCUACUGCUGCAGAAGGAGAGCCAUAAUCUACACCUACUGCUGCAGAAGGAGAGCCAUAAUCUACACCUACAGCUGCAGAAGGAGAGCCAUAAUCUACACCUACAGCUGCAGAAGGAGAGCCAUAAUCUACACCUACAGCUGCAGAAGGAGAGCCAUAAUCUACAUCUACAGCUGCAGAAGGAGAGCCAUAAUCUACACCUACAGCUGCAGAAGGAGAGCCAUAAUCUACACCUACAGCUGCAGAAAGAGAGCCAUAAUCUACAUCUACUGCUGCAGAAGGAGAGCCAUAAUCUACACCUACAGCUGCAGAAGGAGAGCCAUAAUCUACACCUACUGCUGCAGAAGGAGAGCCAUAAUCUACACCUACUGCUGCAGAAGGAGAGCCAUAAUCUACACCUACAGCUGCAGAAGGAGAGCCAUAAUCUACACCUACUGCUGCAGAAGGAGAGCCAUAAUCUACACCUACUGCUGCAGAAGGAGAGCCAUAAUCUACACCUACUGCUGCAGAAGGAGAGCCAUAAUCUACACCUACAGCUGCAGAAGGAGAGCCAUAAUCUACACCUACUGCUGCAGAAGGAGAGCCAUAAUCUACACCUACUGCUGCAGAAGGAGAGCCAUAAUCUACACCUACAGCUGCAGAAGGAGAGCCAUAAUCUACACCUACAGCUGCAGAAGGAGAGCCAUAAUCUACACCUACAGCUGCAGAAGGAGAGCCAUAAUCUACACCUACUGCUGCAGAAGGAGAGCCAUAAUCUACACCUACAGCUGCAGAAGGAGAGCCAUAAUCUACAUCUACAGCUGCAGAAGGAGAGCCAUAACCUACAUCUACAGCUGCAGAAGGAGAGCCAUAAUCUACAUAUACAGCUGCAGAAGGAGAGCCAUAAUCUACACCUACAGCUGCAGAAGGAGAGCCAUAAUCUACACCUACAGCUGCAGAAGGAGAGCCAUAAUCUACACCUACAGCUGCAGAAGGAGAGCCAUAAUCUACACCUACUGCUGCAGAAGGAGAGCCAUAAUCUACUGCUGCAGAAGGAGAGCCAUAAUCUACACCUACUGCUGCAGAAGGAGAGCCAUAAUCUACACCUACUGCUGCAGAAGGAGAGCCAUAAUCUACUGCUGCAGAAGGAGAGCCAUAAUCUACACCUACUGCUGCAGAAGGAGAGCCAUAAUCUACACCUACUGCUGCAGAAGGAGAGCCAUAAUCUACACCUACAGCUGCAGAAGGAGAGCCAUAAUCUACACCUACUGCUGCAGAAGGAGAGCCAUAAUCUACACCUACAGCUGCAGAAGGAGAGCCAUAAUCUACACCUACAGCUGCAGAAGGAGAGCCAUAAUCUACACCUACAGCUGCAGAAGGAGAGCCAUAAUCUACACCUACAGCUGCAGAAGGAGAGCCAUAAUCUACACCUACAGCUGCAGAAGGAGAGCCAUAAUCUACAUCUACUGCUGCAGAAGGAGAGCCAUAAUCUACACCUACAGCUGCAGAAGGAGAGCCAUAAUCUACACCUACUGCUGCAGAAGGAGAGCCAUAAUCUACAUCUACUGCUGCAGAAGGAGAGCCAUAAUCUACACCUACAGCUGCAGAAGGAGAGCCAUAAUCUACACCUACAGCUGCAGAAGGAGAGCCAUAAUCUACACCUACAGCUGCAGAAGGAGAGCCAUAAUCUACACCUACAGCUGCAGAAGGAGAGCCAUAAUCUACACCUACAGCUGCAGAAGGAGAGCCAUAAUCUACACCUACAGCUGCAGAAGGAGAGCCAUAAUCUACAUCUACAGCUGCAGAAGGAGAGCCAUAAUCUACACCUACUGCUGCAGAAGGAGAGCCAUAAUCUACACCUACAGCUGCAGAAGGAGAGCCAUAAUCUACAUCUACAGCUGCAGAAGGAGAGCCAUAAUCUACACCUACUGCUGCAGAAGGAGAGCCAUAAUCUACAUCUACAGCUGCAGAAGGAGAGCCAUAAUCUACACUGCUGCUGCAGAAGGAGAGCCAUAAUCUACACCUACUGCUGCAGAAGGAGAGCCAUAAUCUACACCUACAGCUGCAGAAGGAGAGCCAUAAUCUACACUGCUGCUGCAGAAGGAGAGCCAUAA